CCACUCCCCACCAUGUUCACCACCUCCACCACCGCUUCGCCCGAGACCGUGACCGACGAAAUCCCGCUCCUGCACCUGAUGGCGCCGACGUGUGGCGCCGACGGAGACUUCGACGCCACCACGGCCUUCGCUGAGGCCGGGGGGGCGGCGAGCAUGGCGGCGUGUUCGGGGGACGUCAACUGCACGAUCAAGGCGCAGCCAGGGGCGUCCAUCGUGUCGCCUAUUCUCCUCAGUCUCACGGGCGUGGCGGGACAAGUUUGGGCCUUAUGUUACCUGUACGGAAGCACGAGACGGCAAAAUGCGCGUACAGUCUUCUACGUACUCCUCUGCACGUUAGUCUGGCUCCAUCUAUUGGGAAAAAUCCUAACUACGCCCCCUGCUAUCAUAUCAUAUGCCUACGGAACUUGGGUGGGCGGGGAACACAUGUGCGAUUUCCACGGAUUUAGCAUGGUGUUGGUAUGUACUCUAACGCAUUUCACUCUGGCUGCUAUGGCCGUCGAACGAUUCCUGGGCAUCUGUCACGGAUAUUUCUACAGCAGAAACGUUACUCCGCACAGAUGUAGAGUUCUCCUCCUGUCCAUCUUCGUGUUCUGCAUCAUGUUCUCCCUCCUGCCACUGUUCAACAUCGGGCAGCUGUUCUUGCAAUACCCUGGCACCUGGUGUUUCCCCAACCUUCACCUGUGCCCGACGACCCCUCUGAGGCACCGGUUUUUCACGACGACUAUGGGAGUCAUCAACAUCUCAAACCUCGUAGUCAUCGUUGUCUGUAAUGUGCUCGUUGUGGGAAACCUCCUGAAGAUGCGGGUGAGUCGCCACCUUCCUUCGGACCACCACAGGAACAACUUCAGGUUCCGGGGCGGCUGGGACCACGAGCUUCAGAUGGUCCUUGUGCUCUUGGCCAUCACCUGCGUGGCGAUCGUGUCGUGGGGGCCGCUUGAUACCAUCCUGAUAACCAACCAGUUCUGGCCGCCGCACCUGAAGCCCGGAGAUCACAUGGGCGAGUUGCAGGCCGUGCGACUCGCAUCCGUCAACCAGAUUGCAGACCCGUGGAUCUACAUCAUCGUGCGAGUGUGUCUACCAUGA
This is a messenger RNA of Penaeus indicus, 1083 nucleotides long. Its product is annotated as prostaglandin E2 receptor EP4 subtype-like. Lineage: Eukaryota; Metazoa; Arthropoda; Malacostraca; Decapoda; Penaeidae. Gene Ontology annotation, biological process: inflammatory response; adenylate cyclase-activating G protein-coupled receptor signaling pathway; positive regulation of cytosolic calcium ion concentration. The transcript is spliced from 7 exons. The coding region runs from base 13 to 1083 and encodes 356 amino acids. The record is from RefSeq and is a predicted model, not a curated record. Gene Ontology annotation, cellular component: plasma membrane. Gene Ontology annotation, molecular function: G protein-coupled receptor activity.